UCUCUCUCUCUCUCUCUCUCUCUCUCUCUCUCUCUCUCUCUCCUUUUUGUUGGCCUUAGCCAGAGUUCCUCUUACAUAAAGGAAAAUCUUGUAUACUGAUGUACAUACUUAUGGAAGUUAGGAUAAAAUGUAUUGCAUGUUGAUGUACUGUUUAAAACCCCAAUACCUCACAUUACAGACUAUUAAAGAUGCAGAAUCCUUGCUGAACCAUCACUGGAACCAUGAAAACACCCCUGAAAACACCAUAACAACUGGAAGUAUUGGAGGUAAGAGAGAGCAAAACAUUUGGGAGUGCAGUUUAUUAUCUGUCUCCCAUACAGGACUGGUGGUGUAUCCCUCACAUCUGGUCAUCAAGGAGUACCCCAUGGUCAAGUCCUUGCACACCGAUCUGUUCUGAUGGAAGCAGUUGGAGGGUGUGGAGGAUGUGUUGGAGGAUGGAGUGCUGAGUAUGUUGCUGCAGUCAGUGGACAUGCUGGCUGCUGGCUGACGGAGUGUACUGUGGCCCCGUUGAUUUCACUCUCAGCAAUGACUCCAAGAAGGGCAUAACAGAGUACCAGGAUGGCCAAGGAAAUCCAUCUCAAAUACCCAGAGAUCCUCCAUGCCGCUCACCCCUUCUUCCUCUCCCUCAAGUUUGUGGGUGCUGGUGGCUCUCUCCUGGAUGGAGCAGUUUUCGUGGAUCUAUUUACCCAAGAACAACUUGUCAACAAUUCCUGUAGAUGUCGUCAUCAGUGAGGUCAGUGUUAGAUACCAACUUGCUGCUCAGGUGUCUGUUGUACCUGCUGGUUGGCACCUCCACUUUGUCUCUCCUGGCUUGGUGGUGUAUCCUGAAAAUUUGGAGAUCCAGGAGAACUCUGUCACCAAGAACAUGCAAAUGAAUGUCAUUGGGUGGCUGAUGGCAGCUCCUCAAGUGAACCCAGAGAUCACUGGGCUAAAGUACAGCAAGAUGAGUGCCUUGGAGAAGCUGUGCCUUGAGUUGAAGGCUGCAGUCACCAUCAGAAAAGAGCAAAGCUACAACAAGUCAUCCAAGUACUUUGUCAAGAAGGUUUAUGUUGAAGGCAACCUCCUGCACUGCUCUCAGGAGAACAGUGGGACUCAUGACCGCCUCCAAGACCCACAGAGGAUUGGAAGGCAUAAAUUCAAUCUUGGAUAACUAUUGACAUUUAAAACUGGUGACUCCACUUGUCAGAUUGUAGGUGGGAAAGUUUUAGGGUUGAUUGAUGGGAACAUUGUUGAUCUAAAUUCUUUUUUGGUAAAGUACUGUAAAUCACUUGCAUGUGAAGUUUCAAAUUGAUGAAAUAGCAUGAAUGGUUUUGUAGUUGAAUUGUUCUUUGUAGCUGGAAAAAAAAAUUAGGGUCGAUUGAUGGGAAAACUAUUGUUCAAAAUCCUUUUAUUGUAAACUAGAUCAUGUACAUAGUUGUGAAAUUUUUUUGGAAAUGAAAUAGCAUGAAUGAUGAUGAUGUUGUUUGUGUUGUACUAUGGGUAAACCAUUGGAAAAAAUGUAGUAGUUAUGAACAAAAUUGGAUUAACUAAACAUAACUGAGGUUGUAGUUGUGAAAUUUUGGUGUAAAUUAAUGUAAACAAUGAAAUACCUUAAUAAUCAUUAAAGUUUUAAUCUUAUAUUAGGAGUCAUUGGAAAUUAGCUAAAAUAAACACCCUUAUAUUAUCUUAACCCUAUAAUGACUAACCAACUUUCCUCUCAAAUCAUAGCAUAGUUUUAACACAAGUAAACAGUGCACAGCUUUGCCAAAUGUUGUCAUAAAUCUGUGUUGGAAAUAUAGUCUUCAUCAAGCAUUA
Scylla paramamosain (green mud crab) is the source of this 1794-nucleotide messenger RNA. RefSeq lists its product as uncharacterized. The coding region runs from base 599 to 1150 and encodes 183 amino acids. Lineage: Eukaryota; Metazoa; Arthropoda; Malacostraca; Decapoda; Portunidae. The record is from RefSeq and is a predicted model, not a curated record. The transcript has 6 exons.